Messenger RNA from Brienomyrus brachyistius, 4445 nucleotides. RefSeq names its product phosphatidate phosphatase LPIN2-like. Gene Ontology annotation, cellular component: nucleus. Gene Ontology annotation, molecular function: phosphatidate phosphatase activity; transcription coactivator activity. The coding region runs from base 153 to 2948 and encodes 931 amino acids. Lineage: Eukaryota; Metazoa; Chordata; Actinopteri; Osteoglossiformes; Mormyridae. The transcript is spliced from 20 exons. Gene Ontology annotation, biological process: cellular response to insulin stimulus; triglyceride biosynthetic process; fatty acid catabolic process. The record is from RefSeq and is a predicted model, not a curated record.
UACCCCCAUUUUGUACCUACUAAUCUAAGCCGUGGUCAGUAGUGCGAAAUCUGAUUCCAGUUCAGAUUGUAAAGCUUCUGAAAAAGUUACCGGCGCCACAUUGAUCAUCGUCCACGGUGAUGCCCCUUUAACCAAUCGAUAAAACAGAGACCAUGAACUACGUGGGCCAGCUGGCAGAGACUGUGUUCGUGACAGUGAAGGAGCUGUACAAGGGUCUGAACCCAGCCACGCUCACAGGGGGUAUCGAUGUCAUCGUGGUGCGGCAGCCCGACGGCUCACUGCAGUGCUCCCCCUUCCACGUGCGCUUUGGCAAGCUGGGGGUGCUGCGCUCCAGGGAGAAGGUGGUGGAUAUUGAGAUCAAUGGCGAGCCAGUGGAGCUGCACAUGAAGCUUGGCGACAAUGGAGAGGCCUUCUUCGUGGAGGAGAGCGAGGACCUGGAGGAGAGGCUCCCGGCACACCUGUGCACCUCCCCCAUCCCCAUGGUAGACGUAGAGGACCACGAGGCCCCCGAUUCGCCACCCUGCCCCGGAUCCCGCAAGAAGAAGCGGCGGCGGCGGCGGGCGCGCUCCGAUGCCCACCGGGAGGAGGCUAGCUCGUCCUCCGACGAGAGGGAGCCUGCGGAGGCAGAGGGACACAAAGAUGAAGCUCAUCUCGCCAUUCUCUCCAGCAAAUCUGUGUACUACUCGCUGUCGGAGGAACCGCAGGAUGUGAUGGGGAACAGCCAGUCGCGAGAGCUCUAUCCCUACUCCGAUGGGGAGUGUGCGCCUGAGAGUGUGUUCUACAACCGGGCCUCGUCCCCCAAGAGUGACUCAGAGCUGCUAAUGAAGUCCAUCGAGUCCUCAGGACCCCAGAUGCAGUGGAACUGGGGGGCCUUCCCAAAGGUGUGCGUCAGUGACAGGCCGGCGCAGGAGGUGCAGCACACAUCCGCCAUCCCGCUCUCGGAGAACACGCACUUCCGCACCAUCCGCCGGCAAGAUUCCUUUGAUGCAGACCCUGACCUCCAGGAGAGCUGUGUGACCAUCUUGAGGCCUGAGCCCCGGCCGGGUGGGAUGUGGAGAGCGGAGGACUCCCCACCUCCCUUCACCACACCUGUUAGCACCAGCCUGCCGCCAUCUGAGUACGACCCCCCUGGGACCUGGGGCUCAGAGCUGGGGACCGGAGGCCUGCAGGUGGUGGAGCUUCCCGACCCACCACCAGAUGGAGGUGGUGGUGUGCCUCAAGACGACCUGCAGGGGGCGGCAGAGGGAAAGGCCUGUGGCCAGUUGGAUGCUAGCUGUCUCGCCUGCGUGGUGGUGAGGGGGGAGGACAUACCAACGACUGCGACCGAGAGCUCCCCCAAUGGUCAGGUGACCGGGAUGGUUCUGGUGAAGGAGGGGGCCGAAGAGGGCGGUACUUGUGAAAAUCAGAGCGGCUUCCUGGAGACGCCCACUAAGGAGGACACACAGGAGAAGAAGAGAAGUAAGCGGAGUCAGCACCUGGGUCCGGCAGAUAUCUACCUGGACGACCUGUCCAAACUUGACCCUGAGAAGGCAUCUCUUUACUUCCCUAAAAGCGAUAUGGAUAUCAGCAGUCGGGGGGUGGAGUCAGGCUCCCAGUCCGGAAACCAGUCCCCCCAGUCGGUGGGCAGCGGGGCGAUGGACAGUGGCACAGAUUAUUUAUCGGACUCCACCGGGGACCUGUGUGACGUCACCUUGUCCCUCUGCGGCAGGGUGGUAGACACGAGCCAUAUCGACAAAGCGAAAUUCAUGGAACACAUCGUAAGCUUUCAGGAUCUGGCCGAAAACCCAGGGAUCAUCGACGACCCCAAUCUCGUCAUCUGCGUCAACUCAAAGUACUACAACUGGGCUGUAGCCGCUCCAAUGAUCCUGUCAAUGCAGGCCUUCCAGAAGAAUUUGCCCAAGGCCACCGUAGAUCAGCUGGUGAAGCAGAAGAUGCCCAAGAGGUCCGGCCGGUGGUGGUUCUGGAGGCGCAAAGACAUGGACAGCAAUCAGGCAGAGUCCCAGCAAGGUGGGGAAGGAGCUGGAUUGGAGGUCUUUGAACCAUGUGCUGGUCCUUCUGCCAUGAAGGGCGGGACUUUCAGUGAUGACGAUGACCUCGGGCAGAUGAGAGAGGACAGACUGACGGAGACUCAGUCCACCACACACUGUAUCGCUCAGAUGUACCGCAAGUCGCUGCGUCUUUCCACCGAGCAGAUAGAGCGUUUGAAUCUGCGGGAGGGAGCCAACCAAGUCGUGUUCAGUGUAACCACACAGUACCAGGGCACGUGUCGCUGCGAGGCUGCUAUCUACCUGUGGAGCUGGGACGACAAGGUCAUCAUCUCAGACAUUGAUGGCACCAUCACAAAGUCUGACGCCCUUGGGCACAUUCUGCCGCAGCUGGGGAAGGACUGGACUCACCACGGCAUCGCGAAACUCUACCACAAAAUCCACCAGAACGGCUACAAGUUCCUGUACUGCUCAGCGCGUGCCAUUGGCAUGGCAGACAUCACAAAGGGCUACCUACACUGGGUCAACGACAAGGGGACGGUCCUGCCCAAAGGGCCCGUCCUGCUCGCUCCCAGCAGCCUCUUCUCUGCAUUGCACAGGGAGGUGAUUGAAAAGAAGCCAGAGGUGUUCAAGGUUGCCUGCCUCAGCGACAUCCGUGACCUCUUCAGCCCGCAGAAGCAGCCUUUCUAUGCAGCCUUCGGAAACAGGACCAAUGAUGCUUAUGCUUAUAAGCAGGUGGGCGUGCCAGAGAUGAGAAUCUUCACCGUCAAUCCCAAAGGAGAACUCAUCCAGGAGAAAACUAAGGGAAACAAAUUAUCGUACUCCCGGCUGAGUGAGCUGGUGGAGCAUGUGUUCCCCCUGGUGGCGAGGGGCAGGGCCUCCUCGCUGGACUGCCCGGACUACAGCCACUUCACCUUUUGGAGGGAGCUCCUCCCACCGCUGGACCUCUCACAGCUGGCAUAGGCCCCCCUGUGCCUGAUGGCUCUCACUCUCUCGCCUCAUAUUAGAAUUACUAUUAGAAUGACCUUAAUUGAUCCCAAAGGGAAAUUCCUCUCUGUAGCUCUGAAAAUAUGGCUUAGCAGUGAUCCUGCCUGGUGCCAAUGGAACUUCCCAAGGACAGGCGACCAAGUCCAUUCAUGCAAUUCUGCACAGUGAUGCUGUAACAGACCAAAGACGCAGUGUGUGGAUCAAACGUCCAACCUUCCUGACAAGCUGGGCGUUUUUUUUUUUUUUUUGAUUGUUUGCUUUUUAGCACUUGAUAUUAUCCAUGUGCAAAAAUUUUGCAAAGGGAUAUUGCUAAUGUCCAUAUACUGUAAUACUACCUGUGUCUUGCAGCCAUGGUAAACGAUGCAGGGCCUCCGUUUGCACAAAGUUCAUUGAACCCAGAGUUAGUCCUGAUCUGUGUGCCAUUGCUCAAGCCGCACAUCUAUAGUUCAGAACCAGGCCAUGUCAGGACCGAACUGACCUGCUGACUAUAGUGUCCUGCAAAUGGAAUAAAUGCCAAGUGUAUGUUCCAGCACCCAGACAAUAUGCAUAUUUUUAUUUUGAAAUGUAAACUUAGGUUUUUCACAAGAAUCUCCUAUGUACAUUUUUGCAUUUCUUGCAUAAAUAUAUAACUGCAUGUCUGCUAUACAGCAAACCACUAGAAUAAUUCUUUGACAUUUAAUAAUGUAUCACAACAUGUCUGAAAGGACCAAAUGUUUACAGCUGGGCUAAUAUAUGCAUCCUGCAGAGGUCUCCUUUAUAAGCUGAACUUUCUUCCUGGAGUAACUGGACCUGAAGUGCCAUUUUAUUUAUGUCUAGGUUUGGGAUUGUUUGUGUUUGUUUUUUUUAUUCCCACUGUUAAAGCCAGUUUCAUUCAUUUCAUAGAUUUCAUUUCACUUUUGUAGGGUUGAAUUUUAUUCCAACCAUGAUGUAUGUAUUUGCAUAAGAUAAAGUUUUUCAGAUAGCUGCUUCUCAAGCCUAGGAUUAAAAAAACUCUAAUCUUCAUUACUUCAGGUGGAAUCUAUGCAUCUGGAGUAAAAUAAAGACGGAGCAAUCAAAAUAAUGGUUAAAAGGGCAAUAUAUUACAUUUAUAUAGAGAGGAGGAAUUUUUCCUCAUUUAAUAAUCAUUAGUUGUCAUUAUUUGAAUAUGCUUCAACUUCCAUUUCAGUGCAAUGCAAACUUGACAAUUACUUGCAAUUAUAAGAAUCACAGUUAAGUGUCUGUUCUCUGUCUUGUGAUACUUUGUACUUGUAAUUAACAAUGCCUUUUGUUGCCUUUAACCCCCAAGAUUUGCCAGAGUGAACCUUUCUGUUGUAGCAGCAGUGCAGUAAGAUGCUGAAGGGCCUGGAGAGGAGCUUUGCUGGGGCUGGCAGAUAUGGGCCCACCAGCACUUCGAGGGUGGAUGUCAGACUGCUGUAAUUCCAUCUGAUAUAAAUCUGUGUUGGGGGAAAUAAAGUCAUUGAAGAGCCUGUUAAA